Molecule: messenger RNA, 2547 nt
Organism: Physella acuta
Lineage: Eukaryota; Metazoa; Mollusca; Gastropoda; Physidae
Molecular function (GO): scavenger receptor activity
Source: RefSeq, a predicted model, not a curated record
UGGAGGAUGUCUGAAAGAAGCAUUCGUGAAUUUAUAAACAUUCGUAAGGAAAAAAAAUGGCAACAAAUAGAAAUACAACAAAAUAACCUUAAUUACUUGUACGAUAAUAAAACUAGUAAGUGAAGUAAAACAAAUCGUCCAGCAAAAGUUAAAUUCGUUCCAAAACACUUUAUACACAUAUACAUGUUUUAUUACACAUUGUAAGUUAACAGCAUAUAUGAGAACAUGUCUCUUUGAGUGGGCAAAUGCUUCAUGGCUCUUACAUUUUAAGAUCGAUCAAUGAAAUCAAUAAAAUAGUGUUUUGUGUGUAUACAUAUUUUGGUGUGCUGAACUAGGUCAGCUACUUUUAGAUUGACACAUUUCACAAGGAAGUAUUUUACGUGUGCUAUUUGACAGAUAAUACUAUAGGUGUGCUAGUAAACACUGAUGAUGUCUUAAUACGUAAUGAUAUCGGAGACGUUUCGUCAACAUGAAGCAUCGAAGAUUCUACAAUAGUUGGUUUUCACUCAUUGUUUUUCUUUGUCUAUCAUUUGGAAUAUGUGCCAGAGCCAACCAGUUGUUUGGCAGCAACCAACAGUUUCUGUGUCGAUGUACCGACAACAAAUGUUUACCUGAUGGAACUUGUGCUGAUGGUGCCAGUUGUUUAAGUGAAUGGUUUGGUCCGUCUUGUCAAUAUCAGAAUCUUGUCACAGUUUACACAGCAAAACUGACACCAGAUAAUGCUUUAUUAAGUGUGACAGACGACAGCCAAUGCAACAUCAACUCUAGCACGACAUACCUUACAGUGACUUGGAACGUUUCGAAUCCGUUCACAUUUCUUUGGCUACGUUUUUACACAAAAGUAAAUAAAACGAAUCUAAGGAUGUCUAUCGUAAUAAAUAAUAAAAAACUGGAACCGUUACAAGUUUAUACAAUAAGUAACUGGACUAUAGAGAUACGUAGUCCUAAUAUUUCUAUGAUGAGCAGCAUAAAUAUAACCAGCGACCAUUUUCAAGAUUUAUGUUCAGUCUAUGUUACUGGGGGUCGAAAUAUAGCACUAAAACAAACUGCUACUCAAGAUAGUUAUUUUGCUGGGGUACGACCAAGCAACGCUAUAGAUGGAAACAGAAAUCAUGACUGGUUUGGUGAGUCAUGUAUCCACAGUGCUGAAACAAAAAUGUACCACUACUGGACGGUACGGUUUGACAAAGAAUAUUUGGUCAACAGAUACGUCUUGUACGGCAGAUAUAACGUACUAUCUGACAGCCCAUAUAAUGUUUGCUGCUUGGAUCGUCUCCAACACUUCACCUUGGUAAGCAGGGAUGUCAAUGGUCAAACAGUUCUAACUUACACAGAAAAUGGAAAUUUACAACAGUUAACUUACACUGUAACAUCUGAUAAACUCAACGUGUCAAGUGUUACAGUAUCGCAGGCUAAUAACAUUCUCAACUUUUGUGAAUUUGAAGCUUAUGGAGACUCGCUGUGCCCACCCGGUAAAUUUGGCCUAGAAUGUAACAAAGACUGUCGAUGUAGAAAUGACGAGCCCUGCUUUACAGACACAGGAACUUGUUCUUCAGGAUGUGCUGCAGGUUAUACAGGGAUGGGAUGUCUCACACCAUGUACUCGUGGGACAUGGGAUGUAGACUGCUCCAACACCUGCAGCAUUAACUGUCUAGAUAUGACGUCAUGUGACUCUACAACAGGGACCUGUGUUGGGGGAUGUGUGGCUGGCUUUAAAACACCUACAUGUAAUGAUGAUUGUGAUUUUGGAACAUGGGGAAUCAACUGCUCCAUGUCGUGUAGUUCACAUUGUGGGAGAGAUAAAUCUUGUGACCCAAUAAAUGGUACAUGUAUCAAUGGUUGUGUUGAGGGGUAUAUUGGAGACAUGUGUGAGCAAGAAUGUGAACAAGGAAGAUGGGGUAAUAAUUGCCUAAACAACUGCAGUAGAUAUUGUAUAGACCCUUCACAUUGUGAUGUCACAAGCGGUUCAUGUACUGGUGGAUGUGUUGCUGGCUAUAAGCCGACAUGUGAACACGAGACGAUUAAAAGCGGUGAAAGUGAUGACUCUAAAGCUACUGGGAUUGGUGUUGGCAUUGGAAUAGGAAUCGGUAUAGGAGUUGUGAUCACAUCUGUUAUAUUUGUACUUGCUACAGCCAUUUUGUACCACCGUGGGAUGUUGUCUCUAUGUAGAAGGUUAAGCCAGAAGGAAGACAUAACGGAAAAGGAACCACGUAGAAAUGAUCGCACAGUUACAUUUCCAGAGUACAAUAGCGCUUACAGUGAUGUGGAGGAUACCGAAGCUUCUGGCGUUCAGCGGUAUCAAAAUAACGCAAGUGUCGAUGACAAUCUACAUGCAUAUGACGCCAUCAAUCUUGACGAUAUAGGCAAAAAGACAGAAUAUUUAGAAUUUAAAGUCAAAUAAGAUGACAACUAGCGAAGGUCUAAUUAAAAAGUUUGCUUACAAAUCAAUAAUAAAACCAAAAUAUUUAUAAUCCAAAUCAAAUUUUGAACAGUGGUUCUUAAUCUCUUUGGAGGUACCGGACCCCAACCAGUUUCAUUUGCCAUUCA